Penicillium soppii is the source of this 312-nucleotide messenger RNA. RefSeq lists its product as uncharacterized. The transcript has a single exon. Bases 1 to 312 code for a protein of 103 amino acids. The record is from RefSeq and is a predicted model, not a curated record. NCBI's taxonomy places the organism in Eukaryota, Fungi, Ascomycota, Eurotiomycetes, Eurotiales, Aspergillaceae.
AUGCACCAGGCCUUCCGAUGGAAUGGCACCGAUUACUACACGGUGUUUGAUCUGCCGAUUUCCGUCACCAACAGUAUUCCGAAGAGCGAUGAUCGAAUCGACUGCGCUUCACUUGAAAAUGACCUUCUUUCCGCGGCUGAAAUCGCUGAAAGCUCUGAUACGUUGCCUGGGCAGCCGUGGGUGGAGGGUGUGAGCACAACGUCGAGUUCUGCGGCCACCCAGACCGGGAUGGGCAAUCGGCGUCAUUCUGGUUCCAUGAGAAUUGCUGGUGUUUUGAUUGCUGUGUCGGCCAUUUUGAAUUUCCUGCAUUGA